This is a messenger RNA of Linum tenue, 525 nucleotides long. Lineage: Eukaryota; Viridiplantae; Streptophyta; Magnoliopsida; Malpighiales; Linaceae. The record is from the annotation of a GenBank genome assembly.
CACCUCCGUCGUCAUCGCUCAAGUCCUCGAUAGUCAGGACCAGCCACCGUCGUCGUCCUCCCACCGGCCCGCUCGUCGUCCAUAUAAGAGGUUAAAAGGCUUAACUAUCGCUUUCCCAAUAACUCGAGUUAUUGGGGCCAAGUGGUUAGUUCGCUAACAGUCCACUGCAUCCAUCGCUUCUACGACUCCGUCAACUUCCCUGCCGGCGUCGUCUCCAGCAGAUCUGACUGGCAUGCGCUAUCCUCUCCAACAAAGUCGUUGGACAGGAGCAGCCUCCUGAAAGUAGAUCUGGAGGAGAAAAUGGACUUGUUGUUGUUGAUUCCAUCGCUUCCGUCAACGGUCACAAGACAAUUGACCUGGAUUUGGUCCCAAUCGUUAAGGCUGCUCUGGAUUUUGUCGAAAUGUGAGGCGAUUCCGUGCGACCAGUUCGAGGUCGCUUUCCAGGCGGUGGAGCUCUGGAUCGCGGAUCGAGCCGUUCUGCCGGUGGAGAACUCGCUGGGCGGAUCGAUUCACAGGAACUACGAC